ACAGCAGUAAGGGGUGUCCAUCCAUAAGUCAAGUAGGAAGUUUUCGGCAGCGGGUCUGACAGGGAAGUCUACGGGGAGUCAGAUUUCAGAGCCGGAGCACUAAAUUGCAGUGAGUCACACAGAGAGCCUGAGAGCUGCCUUUGUUCCACUUGUGUCUGAAACGUUGGAGGAGAAACAGCAGGCUCCAGUUUUUAUUAACUUCUUAUUUUCUUAAGCAUAAAACUCAUGUGCGCUGAACUUUUUCCUCACUCGAGGUCUUUCAACUGACUUUCGAAAAAUGCUCUCAUGGCACGCCUGGUGGACCUGGGACUUGCUGCUCCUGCUCUUUGGCUUGUCAAUCCAUGCUGGCUCAGCAGCUCAGAUCAUAGAAGAACGAGGCUCAAAAGGACAUCUUGACCUCACGGAGUUAAUAGGAGUUCCUCUUCCUCCUUCUGUCUACUUUGUCACCGGCUACGGAGGGUUUCCAGCCUACAGCUUUGGUCCAGAUGCCAACAUCGGUCGAUUGACAAGUGCUAUAAUACCCAUGCCUUUCUACAGGGAUUUUGCCAUCGUAGUUACAGUGAAACCCAACAGUGACCGUGGAGGAGUGCUAUUUGCCAUAACAGAUGCCUUCCAGAAGACUAUUUACCUGGGAAUGAGGCUUUCAGCAGUUGAUGACAGCACCCAGAGGAUCAUUAUGUACUACACAGAGCCUGGUUCCCAUGUCUCCCGAGAGGCUGCUUCGUUUAAAGUGCCAGUGAUGACUAACAGGUGGAAUAGGUUUACAGUGACUGUUCAGGGAAACGAUGUUGCUUUGUUCAUGGACUGUGAAGAAUAUCAAAGAAUUCAGUUUCAAAGGUCGGCUCAAGCCUUGGUAUUUGAAUCUGGCUCUGGGAUAUUCGUGGGUAAUGCAGGAGCCACAGGACUGGAAAAGUUCACGGGCUCAAUUCAACAUCUGACAAUCAAAUCUGACCCAAGGGCUUCUGAAGAUCAUUGUGAAGAUGAUGAUCCUUAUGCUUCAGGGGACAUGAGUGGCAAUGGCAGCUCUCAAGAACAUGAAGGUAUUUCUGAGACACAAGAAGUCCUUGCACCUUCUGUUCUUCCCAUGAGGCCUGAAGAUACGUUGGCUGAGCCAGUGGAAGCCCCCCCAACCAUAAUAUCUUAUGUGGAAGAAAAUGAUUUUUCUGGAAAUCACAGAUCAGAAGAAACCUCUGAAGCAGCUAAACUUAAAGAACAAGAUUCAGCUGUCACAGAAACUGGACAAGGCAACAGUGAGUCCACCACUAUCACACAGAAAAUCUUAAGAGAAGAAGAUGGCUCUGGUGCUACUGUUUUGCCAGGACUAAGCACAGAGGAGGUACUGGAACCUGAAGAAUCGGGUUCUGGAGAUAUUGAUGAAGAGACUGAGAUUUUGAGAGUAAGCCCUCCAGGACUUCCUGGUCUUCCAGGAGAGCCAGCACCCGAUUCAGGUGUAGGACCUCCUGGGUCACCAGGGGAAGAUGGACCUUCUGGUGAACCAGGCCCUGAGGGUCCUCAAGGUCCUCCUGGUCUUGAUGGAGUGGUUGGCCCACCAGGACGGAAGGGAGAAAAGGGUGAUCAAGGUCUUCCUGGUUCUGUUGGUCCAAAGGGUGAAACUGGAGUCACUGGAUCAAUAGGACCCAAAGGACAAGUUGGUGCUGUUGGGCCUCCUGGGAAACCUGGACCACCAGGACCUCCUGGGCCCCCUGGACCUCCUGGACCUCCAGGACUAAGCUUCGGUUUGGGAUUUGAGGACAUGGAAGGAUCAGGUAGCACUGGCCUGUUAAGUGAAUCCAGGAUUCCAGGAUCAGAAGGACCAAAGGAUUCUGCAGGAAGACAUGGACAGCGUGGGCCAUUAGGACCAAAGGGAGAAAGAGGCAACAUUGGUCCACCCGGUUCAAAGGGAAUGCGGGGUACAGAUGGAAAACCAGGCUUUCCUGGCGUUGCUGGACAUCCUGGAGAUGUGGGUCCAAAAGGGGAGAAGGGUGACCCAGGACCUCAGGGUGAACCAGGACAGGAUGGGAACAGUAUUGUCGGACCACCUGGGCCACCAGGACCACCAGGACCAAUUAUAGCAAUACCUGAGCUGCUACUCAAUGAUACAGAUGGAAUUUUUAACAUUACUGGAAUUAAAGGACUGCUUGGGCCUCCGGGGCCAGAUGGUAAGCCAGGUCUACCAGGAUUUCCUGGCCCUCGGGGACCGAAGGGUGAUACUGGUUUGCCUGGAUCACAAGGAAUCAAAGGACAACAGGGUGAAAAGGGAGAACCAGGAGCUAUCAUUACUGCUGAUGGAUCUUUAACUGAAUUAGUAGGAAGAAAAGGAGAGAAGGGUGAAGCUGGAGUGGUGGGACCAGUGGGACCAAUGGUAAUAGUAAAUGUGAAG
Molecule: messenger RNA, 2380 nt
Organism: Calidris pugnax (ruff)
Lineage: Eukaryota; Metazoa; Chordata; Aves; Charadriiformes; Scolopacidae
Product: collagen alpha-1(XV) chain-like
Exons: 24
Source: RefSeq, a predicted model, not a curated record